UCACACGAUCAUGGCACGUCAUCAGCUCCUAGCAUCCCUGUCUCUCCUUCUGGCCAUCUGGGCCGUUAGCUGUACGGCGGAGGCACCGCUCCGGCGAAAUGUACGCCUUGGACGCCUGCGUCUGCGUCCGGUAACCUUUGCUCGGCAACAGGUUGCCCCAACGCCCUAUCCCUCGGCGGCGGAACUAAAGCCUGCGGCUGAGGAGCCCGCUCUCACUUAUGGACCCCCUGAGGACUCCGAUGUAGAAGCCCAGGCCGCUUUGCCUGCGGAGCAGGAGCCACCGGUAGACAAUUUUGAGCCCAGCCCCGAAACCAAAGAGGUGGACACCGAGGAGAGCUCUCUGGAGGUAACCACGCCCGGCUCCACCCUUGCCCGCCUGCGCAGCCGCCAGAGACUGGCCAAGUUGCAGCUGGCCAAGCCAAAGCGUCAGCGUCAGCGCAUCGCUCGCCUGGAAGAGCUGCCAGUGGAUGAGGCAGUGGCUCCUGUGGCCCCAGUAGCUGCAGUUGCACCGGUUUCUUCUGUGGCUGCUGUUGCUCCCGUUCCGGCUGCAGUUCCCCAGUUCUACUACGUGGGUGCUGGCCAGCAGCCCUAUUACCUAGCCUACAGCGCUGCUCCCCAGCAGCUGGGCUGGUAAACUAUAGCCAAAUUAUGCCAAUUGUUACUCAGAUCGCCUAGAACUUGUUUUUCUUGUUUGAAAUAAAUAUAAUAUAUAUAUGGUAAUGGAAACACUUGUAUAUGAUUUAAUUUUGGGUGUAAUUAGAAAGAUGGUUGUACAAUUAAAAAUCGCUCAAACUUGAAAUAAUGACAGGUAUUUUUUACCAAAAUAUUUGUUUAAAAAUAAAAUUGCCUUUUUAAAGUGAAUAUUUUAUCAGAAUAAUAGUUCCUUUUCUUUCUUAAAAAGGCAUUGAAAUCAAUUUGCACAAUGUUCCACAACUUGUGGUGUUUUCAUCGCUUUGCUCCGAACCCAACAACACACACGGCCAAGAGUUUUCCAUUCACCACCAACUUAUUGCGAAUCAUUGGCCUUUAACAAUAGCUUAGCACAGGACCCUUUGUGGAGCCGCCAUCUCCCUACUGCGGAUCCCUUGCCGCUCGUAUGCAUAGUAUCCCUGUCCCUCGUCGCAUGUAAAUGGCUCCGGCAGCGUUUGAAGGGCUUCUUGUUCGCCUCGUCUUAGUGCACAUUUUGCCGGGCAUUUUAUGGCCUUUUGUGCAACUUUGUUUCCCUUUUCCAAUGCAUUUUUAAUGCUUUAUUUUAUUUUAAGCCGAAGUGGCUGGCCCCCGAUUGAAAGGGCUCUCUCUUAAAUGUUUUGCUAAGCUGUUGAAUGUUUCGACAGUUCAUCAUAAGUGUUUAGUUCGUGAGUUAAAAGCUCCCAACUAUCCACCUAUGGAUGCUGCCAACUUUAUUACCCUUAAAAAAAAACAGAUAUAAUUAUGCAAACUUACGACAACCACUUUGCAAUUCAAAUGGCGAAUGUGGCUUAUUUUCAUAACGUUAAUCACCGAGCUUUCAAUAAAUUCUCUUCCAAUUAACUAACUGAAAUAGACAGCUUAAUUGGUCGCGCUCAAAGUCUCUGUUGGGAAUCGUUAAUCAC
Messenger RNA from Drosophila kikkawai, 1592 nucleotides. RefSeq lists its product as uncharacterized. The record is from RefSeq and is a predicted model, not a curated record. NCBI's taxonomy places the organism in Eukaryota, Metazoa, Arthropoda, Insecta, Diptera, Drosophilidae.